Molecule: messenger RNA, 372 nt
Organism: Amoebophrya sp. A25
Lineage: Eukaryota; Dinophyceae; Syndiniales; Amoebophryaceae
Source: the annotation of a GenBank genome assembly
CUUGGGCAGAGGAGACGCUGGACAACCAGAAGAGAGAGGCUGAAGGGUUGUCAGAGAACACGGAGGAUUAUGGAUCGAAUAGAAUUCUUCAUAAUAAAAAGGCUAUGCCUAUUCCUAAUCCUAAAUUGGCCUUGAUGUGGUCGUAUUUACGUCCCCUUCUUCUAAGAAUCCAAGGAAGCAGCCAUGCAUUUUCUGGCGACGUACUGCUGCAACCUAGAGAAGCCCAGCAAAGUGGCGGGCUCCAUGGAAGACUCACUCUUUUGCUGUAUGUGAUCAUGAGGAGGAGUUUACUUUUUGUGACAGUAGUGGGUAGGGCAGCCUACUUAACGCGUUAUUUUAGCAACACGUUUAGUAGAGCAGUAUUAGUGGGAG